CAGCGUGUGCGACUGCGCGCCUGACGGCCCCUUUGCGACGGCUGCCGUGACUGCCGUAAAGCAAGGUCGCCGCGGCUGCUGUAGAGUGAGAAAUAUCUCUUUGUUCACAAAAACAAGAUUAUCUUCCUGUUUCAUGAAGAAGAUGAUAACAACUGGGUUACUGUUAAAAACAUCUGCGGGAAGACCACAGACCAAUGAGUAGAAUCAAUAAGAACGUGAUCUUGGCCCUCCUAACACUGACAAGUUCUGCGUUUCUACUGUUUCAGCUCUACUACUACAAGCACUAUCUGUCAGCCAAGAAUGGAACUGGCUCAUCAAAAUCCAAGGGACACCGAAUUGGAUUCGAUAGCACACAGUGGCGUGCAGUUAAGAAAUUUGUUAUGCUGACAUCCAGCCAAAAUGUGCCGGUGUUCCUUAUCGACCCUUGGAUUCUGGAAUUGAUUAAUAAAAACUUUGAAGAAGUGAAAAAUACUUCUCAGGGCCCCGCUUCAGACUGCAGGUUCUUCUGUGUUCCACGAGACUUCACUGCGUUUGCGCUGCAGUAUCACCUGUGGAAGAACGAGGAUGGCUGGUUUCGGAUAGCUGAGAAUAUGGGAUUUCAGUGCCUAAAAAUUGAAAGCAAAGAUCCUCGGCUAGAUGGAAUAGACUCACUUUCUGGAACUGAGAUCCCCCUGCACUAUGUCUGUAAGCUGGCCACUCACGCCAUCCACUUGGUGGUCUUUCAUGAGCGGAGUGGCAACUACCUCUGGCAUGGUCACCUACGACUCAGAGGACACAUGGACAGAAAGUUUGUUCCUUUUCGAAAGUUACAGUUUGGUCGUUAUCCUGGAGCUUUUGACAGGCCAGAGUUGCAGCAAGUUACUAUUGAUGGGCUAGACGUGCUUAUUCCGAAAGACCCAGGACACUUUCUAGAAGAAGUGCCACGCUCCAGAUUUAUCGAGUGCAGGUAUAAAGAAGCUCGGGCGUUUCUUCAGCAGUACCUUGAGGAUAACACUGUGGAUGCUAUGGUCUUUCGGAAGAGGGCGAAGGAAUUACUGCAACUAGCAGCCAGAACAUUGAAGGAAUUGGGAGUGCCCUUUUGGCUGAGCAGUGGAACCUGUCUAGGAUGGUAUCGGCAGUGCAGUAUUAUCCCUUAUAGCAAAGAUGUCGACCUAGGAAUUUUCAUACAAGAUUACAAACCUGAUAUUAUUUUGGCAUUUCAGAAUGCGGGACUUCCACUCAAACACAAGUUUGGGAAGGUAGAAGACAGCUUGGAGCUCUCCUUCCAGGGACAGGAUGACGUAAAACUUGACAUUUUUUUCUUCUAUGAAGAGACUGACCAUAUGUGGAAUGGAGGCACUCAGGCCAAAACAGGAAAAAAGUUUAAGUACCUGUUUCCCAAGUUCACACUGUGUUGGACGGAGUUUGCAGACAUGAAAGUCCAUGUGCCCUGUGAAACAGUUGACUACAUUGAAGCCAACUAUGGUAAGACCUGGAAGAUUCCUGUCAAGACAUGGGACUGGAAGAGCUCACCCCCAAAUGUUCAGCCCAAUGGGAUCUGGCCUAUUUCUGAGUGGGACGAGGUUAUACAGUUGUACUGAGAGUACAAAGUUAAGGAGGGACAUUUCCCAACAAGAAGAUGGGCAGCUGUUCAAAGCACCCUGUCUUUUUGCUGCACAUGAGAGCCAAAGAAGAUAAAUGACAAGUGGACCAUCUAAUUAGCUCUGCCAUUCAGCAAUUUCUGAGGAGUUUCUACACCAGGUGAAAUACUAGGUUCUGGUGGGCAGGCAGAGAUGAACGAGCAAAUGCUGCCUCUCUCCUGUCAUGUUGGUAAGCACUCCAGUUUUCUUUUAAGGGAAUGUCCCCCACCCUCUGAAGAGCUGAUGUACGUUACGAUGUAUUCCAUAAUGAUUCUUAAAAUGUUGAGUAAUGUUUACGCUGGAAAGUGAGCUCAUCAUUCAAAGCUAAGGAGUACGUUAGUUAGGAAUCGUUCAUUCCUGCCUGUCCUCUGGAUUUAAGCUGCUGCGUUCAUGCCACUUUUGAGAUUGUGGAAUGUGAGUUAGUACUUCAUGAGUGAUCAGACUUUAUGUUGCAUAGAGAAAGAUAGUGGCAGACUCGUCUAACAAGCAUUUCUACCACAGUUGGCUUAAAACAGGGCGAUUUAUAAAGGGAGAUGAGAGCCAAUUUCAAGCCUUGUCAGGAUUCAUAGCUUCAUGUUUGAAGUGAGAGGUUGAUACCUACAUGAGGCUUAUGUUUCCGACAUCACAGGAACAUCUUCUCUGACCUGCAGUAGCACGUGCUGAUGCGUCUCUCCGUCAUGCCGUCUGAAAGCUGUGAUUUCCCAAGGCUUACUUUCCUUAUUUCAGUCUCAGUCACUCUUAGAUUUAAAAAUAGGAGUAAUUCAUGGAUAUUUUUUAUUUUCUGAACUCAGAACUCUUCUACCCUUCAUUUUAAUGUUGACACUAAAUACUAAUAGAUACACCUCUGAGGUUUCUAAAUAGACCCUUUAUUUAUUUAUCAACAGUAGCUCUGUUUCUCUAAUAUAUAGCCUACACACUGAUUUAUUUAAAAUAAAGAUACGACUGUUGUUCUCUCCAAUACUACUUCAGGUUUCCAUAAUGGAGGCUUAAUAUGAACCUGAUAACUCUUCCUUGUUCCAGAUCACUGCUUUUAAAGCCUGUGUCCAUCCCUAGAAUUUCCUUCUGCUGAGUGUAAUAGUACAAGGCUCAGACUUCCUUCCUACCAAGUACUACACCUGCUGGACCCUUGACCUCUUUCUUCCUCACAAAAUACACUCGUGAGUAGGCUGGGUUAGCUGUACCCUUCUCUUUACCUGUACUUAAGCCAUGUGCUCUAAGUGAGAUAUGCGGGGGAGUCUGGCGCCGUAAAUGCUGCCUGGGAGAGGAGGUUCUCUACUCUCUGCUUAGGGAUGCGUCCCAUGGCAGCCUGACAGAUUUACUAAAAUGAGAGCCAGAAUGUCUAAGGGAAUGGGCUGGCAGAAUUUAAAAAAAAAAAAAAA
Messenger RNA from Arvicola amphibius (Eurasian water vole), 2998 nucleotides. It is a transcript of the gene Fktn, whose product is annotated as fukutin. The record is from RefSeq and is a predicted model, not a curated record. The transcript has 10 exons. Lineage: Eukaryota; Metazoa; Chordata; Mammalia; Rodentia; Cricetidae. The coding region runs from base 195 to 1580 and encodes 461 amino acids. Gene Ontology annotation, cellular component: Golgi membrane.